AUGGAGAAGGAAAUGGCUGCUCUAAAAGCUGACUGGGGUCAAAACUAUUGCACAGACAUUAAAAGCAUUAUAAACGGUAAAGUCGUAUCUGAAAAUUCUCUUAAUACCAGAGAGAACUACAAAUUAUUUCAGGUUUUAAACUUUGUUUUAUUUCAGUACUCUUCCCCAGUGAAGGAUUUUCGGACGCUGUUUUCCUGUAUCAAACGGGUCCAGUUUAAAUCAAAUGGCUGGAAAGAAGACCAUCCGUUUUUUUUAAUGGUGAUGCAACAAUUAUCCUUUUUUCUUAUGGAAUUAUAUGAAAUGCAAUUGCCCGUAAAUUUCGCUACUGGAAAUGAAAAUGCUCCCAAAAUUUUGGGUUUCACAAUCAACAAAUCAACAUUGUGCAUAAAUAAUGACUUUUAA
Molecule: messenger RNA, 402 nt
Organism: Echinococcus granulosus
Lineage: Eukaryota; Metazoa; Platyhelminthes; Cestoda; Cyclophyllidea; Taeniidae
Exons: 3
Coding region: 1-402 (133 amino acids)
Source: RefSeq, a predicted model, not a curated record